Magallana angulata is the source of this 1593-nucleotide messenger RNA. Its product is annotated as cholecystokinin receptor-like. The transcript is spliced from 2 exons. Gene Ontology annotation, biological process: neuropeptide signaling pathway. The coding region runs from base 252 to 1460 and encodes 402 amino acids. The record is from RefSeq and is a predicted model, not a curated record. NCBI's taxonomy places the organism in Eukaryota, Metazoa, Mollusca, Bivalvia, Ostreida, Ostreidae. Gene Ontology annotation, molecular function: neuropeptide receptor activity. Gene Ontology annotation, cellular component: membrane.
AAUGAGAGGUAUCGGACAUCUAGCGUAGUGGCGUCAAGUACACCCGGAACAAGUAGGACACUCAAGUCAAAUUCCUGAACAGUGAAUAGAGACAACACAAGUGGAUUUAAUUUUUCACGUUUGAUGGGGGUAAAUAAUGAAUUCCAUGUACAUACAAUGUGUAGCGGGUGUUUCCUGAUGGGAAGGGAACUAUCGGAAUAAGAACGCUAGACUAAGUGUGGAUUUGACCGAUCCUCUGUUGCGUUGAAAAGAUGGAUACUUUAAAUAAUAUAUCGGAUCAUAUACACAACGGCAACAUGGAUGAUUUGGAAUACACAGAGUUUAUGGCCGAAUAUCUGCCUAUUUUUAUCUAUCUCCUGAUCCUAGGUGUGGUUGGAACAAUCGGGAAUUUCCAUGUUCUCCUCGUUUAUUCUCUGCGUUACAAGCCGUCGAAUCAUCGAAUUUUUAUAUUAUGCUUAGCAGUUGUUGAUUUUUGUUCAUGCACUGUAAGUAUUCCUUUUGAAAUGUAUGACAUUAGACACAGAUACACAUUUACAGCUUCUUGGGCCUGUAAAGUAUUCCGAUUUCUCAAUCACACAACCAGCGUUUCCUCUGGAUUCCUUCUUGGAUUAAUAGCGCUGGAGAGGUUCCGAAAGGCGUGUCAGCCAACAAAAUGCCAAAUGACAGUAAAGCAAGCCAAGAUAUCUUGUAUCUUAACAGUACUGUUUAGUUCGAUAUUGGCUAUACCAGCUGUUGUGAUCUACGGUGCUAAUGUGUCGGAUACAUUUCAUCCUGGAGUUCUGGGAUCUGACUGCACAAGUCUUAAUAAAUACAAAUCUUUCUUCAAAAUAUACAGUGGAGCUUUACUGUUGUUCGCAACAUGUGUUUUUAUCAUAUGCAUUAUUGUAUAUGUUUUCGUGGGGAAAGUAUUGUAUAGACAAAUGCAGUUCCGUAAAAAGUUACAACUUCGUCGAAGCAAACUCAACGCUUUGUCAUCUGUUUCCCUAAAUGCUCGUUGCUCGACAACCAAACUGACAAACGGAUCAAUGGCUUCUCUUGAUAAGAUUGAAAUCGAAGAAGAUCCCUCCAGUCUGAAUAAUGAUCACUUAAAGAUAAAUAAAAACAUUUCGGGAAAUAUUCAUGGAUCUCAGCUUCAAAAAAAGAAAACAAAAAUCAGCCGCUCGAGAAGGAUAACUCUUAUGUUUCUAGUCGCCACAAGUGUGUCCUAUCUUUGCUAUUUGCCAAACACCGUGUUUUCUGUUGUUAAAGUGUUUGACAAAGAGGCGUUCCAUGCUGUAACAAUGAAACUUGGAGCCUCUGUUUAUAUUUUCCUUCGCUUGUACUUUAUCAGUAAUGUUACAAAUCCAAUUGUGUAUGGUUUUAUGGACGAAAGAUUCCGGGAGGAAUGCUGGACGUACUAUAGACGAUUGAAAAUGAGACUUUUUACAUGUUCACAUGGUGCAGAAUCAUUGAAACCUUAAGAAAAUCAUUUCAUUACCAGCACUUUAAGUUUACAUUAAAACACUAUUCAUUUUAUACGGUAUAUAUUUCUUUAUACGUUGUAAAAAAAAAAGAUAUGUCAGGAGUGCAUUUUGUAUAAUCACAGUAGGUCGU